GACGUGGAUUGUAAAGUUCGAGUUCUUCGCCCUUUUGUUUGUCGGUUGUGUUUUCCAACACGAAAACCUUUUCAUCUGUUUCUCCCAAAACAAACAAACCUUUGAUUUCAGUUCUUCCUCAAUUCAACUUCUACAAGAGGAUUGUGCUGUUUUCUUCUACCUACCCUUUUAAUUUCUCUGAUCACUUCACACAAAGACACAGGUAGAAAAGGUCUAUGAAUUAUUGCUGUUCAUCUGGUUCUGUUGCGCGUUUGUGCUAGCAGAAUUCAAAGGAAGUCUAUGAUCACGGUUUAAGCUUUAAAACCCUAUAGGAGUUCCGUCAAUGAAAUUUACUGACAAUAAGUUAUUGGGACUGGGAGUUAGGGAUAUACUCUUUGCUUAGAGACAAAUUCUGUCUAUAUUCAGCAAAGCUUGUAAAUUUUGGAGUUGGGAUGAGCUUAGGAUUACUGCAUGCAACAUUCUUGUUUAUCUUGCAAUCGUAUUGGUAAAGAAAGUUUUUUCCAUUUUAGUUUCAUUACUAUAAGCAAGCUAAUAUUGUUAUUACUGGGGAAGCAGCACCCAUUUAUGGCCAGCGUUGAAUGGAUAGAUAGGAUAAUAUCUGAAGGGGCCGUUCCACUUCUUGAGCCAGACAAUUGUUCAAACGGUUGGGCUACACCUCCUGGUGAUGUAUUCAUGGUCAGAGGCCCUGAGUAUUUUAAGACAAGGGUUAAGAUUCCUGCUGGUGAUUAUCUGCUGAAGCCUCUUGGUUUUGAUUGGAUUAAAAGUUCUGUGAAAAUUGGGGAGAUAUUAAACGAUCCAAAUAGUAGAGUUAGGAAGGUCAUUGAUGAUGAGUUUUCAGCAGCUGAAAAACCCUUUGUAUGGGCCUUCAAUAUUCAAGUUCCAAACAAGGAUAACUAUAGUGCCAUUGCUUAUUUUACAACCAAAGAGAGAGUUCUUGAGGAUUCCCUAGUGGAGAAAUUUUUGAAGGGUGACAAUGCAUUCAGAAACUCAAGACUAAAGCUGAUUGCCAACAUUGUAAAAGGUCCUUGGAUUGUUAGAAAAGCUGUUGGAGAACAGGCUAUUUGUGUGAUUGGGCGUGCCCUUUCCUGUAAAUAUUGCACAGGAGAGAAUUUCAUUGAAGUAGAUAUUGAUAUAGGGUCUUCCAUGGUUGCAAGUGCAAUAGUUCAUUUGGCAUUUGGUUAUAUCUCAACUCUGACUGUUGACUUGGCUUUUCUUAUUGAGAGCCAAGAUGAAUCAGAGCUUCCUGAAAAAAUUUUAGGUGCAUUCAGAUUUUCUGAUCUUGAUCCUGCUUCAGCUAGAUCAGUUGAACCAUCAUCUGUUGUGAACUGUGACGAUGUACAAACAUCUUUACCUACUAGAUUGUGGAAGUCAAUUGGACAGGGCUUUUCCCAUAUUCUUCAUUCAGGUCCUCAAGAAGAUGGUUCUUCUUCUGAUUCACAACAUGCUAAAAUUGUAGCAGAUCACAACGAUAAUCCAACUGAAGUCAAAAACUGAUAUAUUGGAGGAAUUGAAAGGGUGUGGAGUUCCAUUUGAGAUGAUUAUUCUUUUAGCCAUUUUUUUAUUAUUCAGUUCAUAGCAUCUGUUGUAUUACUUGAUUCUUUCCUGUGUCAGUAUUUUGUAAUACUACAGAAACUUAGAAACCUUAAGAGUGGCUACAUUUUUUUAGCUGGACUGUUAUGUAUAUCUCUUAAAGUAAAAUCUACUGUUUAUAGUUGAUGGAUUA
Messenger RNA from Vigna radiata var. radiata (mung bean), 1723 nucleotides. Its product is annotated as protein ENHANCED DISEASE RESISTANCE 2. Lineage: Eukaryota; Viridiplantae; Streptophyta; Magnoliopsida; Fabales; Fabaceae. The record is from RefSeq and is a predicted model, not a curated record. Bases 451 to 1494 code for a protein of 347 amino acids. The transcript has 3 exons.